Zophobas morio is the source of this 1536-nucleotide messenger RNA. RefSeq lists its product as uncharacterized. NCBI's taxonomy places the organism in Eukaryota, Metazoa, Arthropoda, Insecta, Coleoptera, Tenebrionidae. The transcript is spliced from 4 exons. Bases 1 to 1536 code for a protein of 511 amino acids. The record is from RefSeq and is a predicted model, not a curated record.
AUGCCGAAACAAGACAUACUAAUGCCGGUAGGAGACUUUAAUGCGCAGGUAGAAAGAGAACUAUGUUACCAAGAAGUAGCUGGACCACACACCCUACAUGACGUGACUAAUCAGAAUGGAGAAAUGUUAUGUGACUUAGCUACCGCAAUGAACAUGACGACAAUGAGCACAAAAUUUAAACAUAAAACAAUUCAUAAGAUCACAUGGAUGCUGCCAGGGAAGACUACUGGAAAUCAAAUAGAUCACAAAAAGAUGAGACCCAAAAGAGUACCCGACAGUAUAGAAGAGAAAUGGAAAGUUCUAAAAGACUGCAUCACAGAAUCCGCAAACAAAACAGUGGGAUAUAAAGCAAACAAAAAAAAAACAUGGUUCGAUGAAGAGUGCAAGCUAAGCAUUGAAAGAAAAAAAUUAGCUAGAAUAAAAUGGUUAAAAUCAACAAUAGAUAGCGACUUGGAAAAUUACAGAAUAAAAAGAAAAGAAUCGAACAAACUGUGUAAAAGUAAGAAGACAGAAUGGAUAGAAAAGAGGAUGAACGAAAUGGAAAAAGAAAACAAGAGAAAUAACCAGACCCCACUGUACAGAUUCCUAAGGAAGAAAAGAAAACUCCCAACGGUAAAUAUCGAAGACGAAAAAUGGAGAAAGCACUAUGAAAAACUGUAUGAAGACAAAGAAAAGAAAAGUAAUGACGAAGAAACAAGAAUAAACGAAAAGCUUGAAAGAACAGAAGAGGAACAACAGCCGGUCGAGCUGCAGUGGACACGUUAUUUACGACCCAAAAACCUUUUCUAUUAUGACAUAGUGAUUAAUACCAAAAGGAAACAAUAUUUAGAGAACACAUUUCAAAUCAUAGAACAAGAAUCCAAAGAAAGAGGGCUGACGAUCAACGAAUCCAAAACAAAGUACAUGCACUGCGAUAAGAAAGAAGAUAAACAGCUGGGCAGUUUACAAAUAGGACAGUACAGCUUUGAAGAAGUUGAAACAUUCAAAUAUCUAGGAAUCAUAAUAGACAGAAAUAAUGAUAACGUACACAUAAAGCAAAGAAUGCAACAAGGAUACAAAGCAUUUUACAGCAAUAAGAAAACGCUCCAAGAUAAGAGACUUGAAACGGCAAAUAUAACGAAAGAAGAAGCUAAGGUCCAAGCAUUCGAGAGAAAAGUAAUAAGAACGAUACUAAACCUAAAAGUAACAGAAGAUGGAGAAAUAAGAAUACUGAUGAAUUACGAAAUCGACCAAAUACUGAAACAAGAAAACAUAGUCAGAUCUUGCAAAGCACAGAGGAUAAGAUGCUACGAUCAUAUUUUCAGAAAAACAAAAGACGAUCCAAUAAGAAUUUUAACGGAAUGGAAACCGACAGAAGCUAGACCAAGGAACAGAUGGAGAGAACAAGUGGAGAAUGAUACAAAAGAAAUGAAUGUUGGCAACAGAAACAAAACAUCAAUAACAGAAAAGAAUGGAGGAAGAUUGUACAACAAGCGAAAACUCACCAGCGGCUAUGAAGACAAAAUGAACGGAGAAUAUGAAUUGAUCCACCAGUAA